This is a messenger RNA of Tachyglossus aculeatus (Australian echidna), 666 nucleotides long. Its product is annotated as basic proline-rich protein-like. The record is from RefSeq and is a predicted model, not a curated record. The transcript has 4 exons. Lineage: Eukaryota; Metazoa; Chordata; Mammalia; Monotremata; Tachyglossidae. The coding region runs from base 1 to 666 and encodes 221 amino acids.
AUGGGCAGCCCCGGCCCUGAAGAGGGGAUCCAGGGUCCGGAGGGGAGCGUCCGGGGUCCAGGCCGGCCUGCGGGGAGGGAGAAGAAACGGGGGCUGCCAGCGGGUGCCGGGAUGGGCCGGGGCGAUGACCCUCGGCCGGGUGACGCGGAGGGGAAAGGGCUGCCCCGGGCCCGGAGCGUGGGAGCAGAGAAACCUUAUCGCGUCACACCCAACGGCGGCCGCCGUGACGUCACGCCCCCGACCACGCCCCCUCACCCCACGGGCCAAUGGGCGUCGUCGUCGCGCGCGGGCGCGAGACCCCCCUCCCUGGACCACGCCCCCUCGCCCCUCGAACCAAUGGGAGUCGUCGUCACGCGCCCGCGCAUGCGCGAUCCCGCCCCGGGCCACGCCCCCUGCGCACGCGCCCCCUCUCCAGGCCACGCCCCCUCGCCCCACGGGCCAAUGGGCGUCAUCGUCGCCCACGCCCCCUCGCCCUCCCGAGCCGAUGGGCGUCGUCUGCGAGUGCCCCCUCCCCGGGCCACGCCCCCCUGCGCACGCACCCCCCUCUCCCGGCCACGCCCGCUCGCCCCACGGACGAAUGGGCGUCGUUGUCGCGCGCACGCACCCCCUCCCGAAGCCACGCCCCGCCCCUGCGCACGCACCCCCUCUCCAAGCCACGCCCCCUAG